AUGCACCGCGAAAUCAUUCACUCGACACCAUCAUGGAGACGACAGUACUCACGACAUGAUUGUGUGUUUAUUGUUGCUGACGAGACGAAGUCAGGAAUGAGGGGAAUGAUUGUUGGCAGGGUCAAGUUGUUCUUUUCCUUCGUGCACAACGGAGUUACCUACCCUUGCGCUCUAGUGGACCGUUUCUCUCAUAUGGCUGCACACCUCCUCCCCGUCUUUGGUGAUGGUGCACUUCCUGUAGACUUUCAUUUCGCACAUUCUCUUGAUGCCUUCAAUUCGUACUAUGUAAAUAAAUAUGCUGACCAUCACGCUAAUGAAAUUGUGUUUUGA
Suillus clintonianus is the source of this 330-nucleotide messenger RNA. RefSeq lists its product as uncharacterized. Bases 1 to 330 code for a protein of 109 amino acids. Lineage: Eukaryota; Fungi; Basidiomycota; Agaricomycetes; Boletales; Suillaceae. The transcript has 2 exons. The record is from RefSeq and is a predicted model, not a curated record.